AUGCCUCACCAGCCUGGUCCCUCUCCAACCGCCAGCGACUUUCCCCCGGCCCUCAAACCGAUCCUCCACCUUCCACCCGACAACAAGGCCACGAAUGCGGUCAUCUUCCUUCCAGGCUUAGGUGACACAUCAGCCAACUUCUCCUCCUUCUCUCGUGCGCUGAACCUCCCUGACGCUUUGGCCAUUACAAUCAAUCCACCUUUCCCCUUACCAUUCCCUCUGGGGCCGGGGGAUCAGUGGUCCGAAGACCUUCAUGUUGACACUACCACGGGUGAACUUGAUUCCGACUCUCCAUUGACCAAAUCAGUGGAACUCGUUGCACAGGAAGUGAUCUCGAGAGUCCUGGUCGAUAAGUUCAGGUACCGACCUGACCACAUCCAUCUCUUUGGCUUCGGACAGGGUGGUUCGGUCGCCCUAACGGUCCCCUUGCAUCCAUCCAUAUCUUCUCUACCCUCUUUGGGAGGAGUCAUAUCAGUCGGGGGAGCUCUGCCGCUAUCUGCACCUCUUACAAGCACGAAGUCUCAGAACAAAACACCGGUGCUACUCCUGUCAGGCUCAAAAUCACCACUUGCAGCAGUCGGCUCCAGUCCACUUAACCGCAUCAAGGCCACUUAUGAAUUCGUCACUUAUCAUCAAUGGAAGAAAGCAGAUGACUCGUUGCCUAAGAAUCGAGACGAGGCCUUGCCGAUGAUGCAGUUCUGGGCACGACGGUUACGAAGCAGACGCGGUGUUCCGGAUGAUGCCAUCGAGAUAACUUGA
Molecule: messenger RNA, 759 nt
Organism: Fonsecaea erecta
Lineage: Eukaryota; Fungi; Ascomycota; Eurotiomycetes; Chaetothyriales; Herpotrichiellaceae
Exons: 1
Coding region: 1-759 (252 amino acids)
Biological process (GO): protein depalmitoylation
Cellular component (GO): cytoplasm
Molecular function (GO): carboxylic ester hydrolase activity; palmitoyl-(protein) hydrolase activity
Source: RefSeq, a predicted model, not a curated record